AUAUUUAUAAAAUUCAUGAGUUCGCAAAUGUUAUACAAUUUUGAUAAAAAAAUGGAUUUCGUCCAUUUUAUUCUAACAAGAAAAAGAAAAAAAAGAAAAGAAAAGAAAAAGAAAAUUGCUUCGAAACUAAUUCGCAUUUGGAUACGUUCUUAUAUAUGUCGAGUUGCGCACAAACGUAGCGCUGAAAGCAUUUCAAAGCAAUUCUAGGCAGUAUAGAACAGCGAAUACGUUCAGUUGGCGUCGCGACGUCACGACUAAAGGGUCGUAGGAUUCGUGUACAGAGAAGGACUCGAUAACAUUUCUCUCGUUUACUCAAUACCAAAUGAAAAGUGAAAGAGAAACAUAGAAAAAAGGAAGAUAAUAAUACGUAUUGUAAAAAUAUCGAAAGACAUUGUAAUAAAAGAAAUUCGAUUAAUUCUAAUCGGUAAAUCAAAUAAAUUAUGGCCAAUCGAUUCGAGGAAAACACGGGAACAGAGGAAUCAUUCUAGAAAUACCUAUAUCGAAAAAAUUUCUCUUUUAAAAUGAACGAAUAUCAAAUGUCAACGAGUGUGUAUAUAUAUAUAUAUAAAACAAAUCCAGUUUACAUAAGUCUAUUUUGUUAGAUUAAAGAAAAAAAGAAAAGAAUAAAAAAAAUCUAAUCGUUGACAGUACUCGAUUUCGUGAUGCUCCAAUCGUGAUUUUGUGUUUUGAUCUUGUGACAUCCCAAUAUCCCGACAAAAGUGUUCUUUUUUCGUCAAUUUUACUUCUAACAAGGAGAAGGAACGACAAGGUUGUUUUGUUGCAACUAAUGAGCAAUAUUUACAACUUAUUAUUUUUAUGGGGAUUCUAAAGAGAAAGGAUGGGAGGAAAGAUCAGAAACCUUUAUACGAAUCGUUCAUGAAGAUAAACCAGAAGGACAUACUUACGUUUGAUAGUGUGCCAAAUCUUCCGGGAAGAUUAAAAAUUGUUCUUUAAUUCGACGGAACUAUAUAUAUAUAUAUUUUCUCCCUCUUUCUCUCUUUCUCUCUUUAGCAGAUCGUUAGUCACGUGUUAUUUGAUUUCAUUGAAAAUAGAGAAGAGAAACAAAGAAGACAAAUAAAAAGAUAUAUUAUAUUUCAAGCAUAUCCAAUCGAUGAAAUUUCAACGAAAAUUUCGAAUUGAAGACUGUCUAUUUGUGACAUAUUCUUUUUAUAAAGAAUUUAAAUUAUACAUUUAAUAAAAAGUGAACUUUUAUUUCGUUUUUGUCAGCGAGAUAUGUAUAUUUCUGAAAAAAACGAAAAAGAAAAAAAAGAGAGAGAAAAAAAGGAAAAAAAUCGAGUGAUAUUCGACACCAUAGAUAUUUGUUCGGUUAAGAUAAUCGAUGAAAAUAUUUAUAAAAUGUUCCAUGGUGUAUUUUUUCUUAAUAAUUAAAAAUCUCACAGAGCCACACGGCUCCAUAAUGUGUCCUGGUCCGAAUAUUUUCUUUUAUGUCAUCUAAAUUUGUCGUUUCGCUUUCACGACGUUGUGGUAUAUUUGUUGUAUGAAUCUGUUGGGUCAUCGACCUGGAACGAUCUCAUCGUCGAAUAAUUUUAGAUAACGAAAGUGAAUGAAAUAUUAGAAAAAAAUAAAUUCGAUAUUGGAAAAAGUUGGGCGCUUACAUGAGCCAAAAUUAGGAAAUAACGAUAGAACGAAUGCGAUGACGUUUUUAAUUUAAUACAUUUUAACAAGAAAAUACGAAGAAAACUCUCGAUUAGAAUAAAAUUUGUAUCAUUAAUCGAAAAUAUCACUGAUAAACAAAAAGAUAUUACGAAAAAAAAAAAUGUCUAAUUCACCCGGUAUUAAAAAAGUACCACCAAGACCGAAAAUCACUCUGCCGAUUCCUGGUCAAUAUGGACGAUAUCCACAAACACCCGCGGGAUACGUAUCGACACCUUAUAAUCAAACACCCGCACCUAUGACACCCGUGCCUGUAACGCCCGUUUCCGGACAACCACAAGUAUUUUAUUCCAAUAGAGCUAGCGAAUUCGUAUUUACACAAUUCAAAGGAAUCAAAGACUUCACAAAAUCUGGACUUAGUGUAGGCGAGAGAAGUGUUUUUUGGUUAUACGAGAAGGUUAGCUCCUGGAGUAAACGAUGGUUCACCCACAUAUUUUUAGUCGUUAUUGUAUUUUUGUAUAGUGUAGCCGGAGCAAUGAUUUUCAUUACCAUCGAAGGAACCAACGAAGAUAUAUUUCAUCUCAAUAUACGUCAAGAAAGAAACAAGACGAUCGAACUGAUUAGGGAACUCUGGGACGAUGAAGUAUUGGCCUCGGAUGUGGAACUUUGGAAAGGAGGAGCCCGAAGGGAACUUAUGAAAUAUGAAGAACACCUUUACGAAUUCUACAAACUUGGCGUAAUCGACCGCGGCGAGAAAGUCUGGACAUUUUGGAACGCCGUUUUUUACUGCGGCACGAUUUACACGACUAUCGCACACACAGUUACGACGUUUCUCGUCGUUGACGAGUUGUCGACGAUGGAGGAUAGUUAUACGAUCCACCGACGUCGCAAAGCGGCGGCAAAGAGACGUGAAAAAACACCGGAACCCUCGUCGAGAAGUCAACUCGUUGAGACAUCCGAGGAUGAGGAAGAGAUUAGGAGAGCAAGGAUGGAGAAGAUGGCUGAGGACACCGAACGUAUGGAAGAGAUGGAAAAGGAGAGGAAGGUGAAAGGUCAAGAGAAGGAGGGACAAUUGUACGAGGGUCAGGAUGAGAAGGAAAGGACUCGUGAAAGAAAGAAAGUUACAAACGGUAAAAAGAAUGUUACGAAACUCGAGGAUGGCUCGAAUGUUACUCGUCAAGAGAUGCUUUCUUCGCAAGCAACAACAAGUCUUGUUACUCGUUCACGUGAGAUCGAUAACGAUAACAACGUAGAACGGAAUGUACAACAGGAUAUUAAGGUUGGGAGUAAAAUAGAAGAGGAUAUUGAGAAAAAGGAAACUCUGAGGAUAAAGGAAGAUGACAGCGAACUUAUCGACACGAGGAAAGUCGAAAAACGAACGAAAAAAAGAUCGAAGGAUCGUAUGAUCGAAAGACAUCAAAGAUCAACGGAUUCCAGUGAGGAAAAAAGCGAGACUAGCCCAAGCAGAUUAAAGUCCUCUGAAAGUGUGAGACCGAGAACGAGGAAGUCCAUUGGGAAAACUCGAACGAGCGAGGGUGAUAAGUCCGUUCGUGAGAAGCACUCGUUCGAAGCGAAAAUUCGUCCUAAGGAUAAGCCCGAGAAAAAAUCUUUACAACAACCCUCUGACCCCAAUGAAAGUAUCAUAGAGGGAGCGACGAUGAAGAAGAGCGAAAGCUUUCCACCCAGAUCCCUGGAACGACAACCAGUCGUAAAGAGGUCAGCGACGGAUGUUAAAAAACAAGUGAUACCAUUGAGUAAUGAUAGUCUAAUAGAGGAUUUUGCGAAAGCACAGCGCGAGUAUUUAUUGAGAGAACGUAGCAUUUUAGAUCCUGAUCUGCCAGAGGAGGAAUAUCAGGACGCUAGUGAAAUUAUGGCUAUGAGAAGACGAAAAAUUGGUAUGAUUCAUAAUGAGAGCGAACAUCAAAAGAUUAUUAAUUCGGUGAAAGAAGAGUCAGCAGAUUCGAAGAAAAGUUCUUGGUUCUCUCGGUUCACAUGGUUUUUAUUCUUUUUGAAAAAGAAAAAAACUGAUAGUUCCGAGGUAGAGAAACGCGAAGACAUUCCGCAAAAUGAAUCAACGCAAGAAAUAAAAAAUUCUGAGAACGAACGUACCGAUAUACAAGAAAAAGUCACUUUCUUGGAUUUCCUUCGUGCACUCAAAGACGUUGCGUCCGAAUUAAAGGCUUUCAUGAUUCAAAAUCCUAUAGAGAUGCGAAUAAUAAGAAAAAUGAGAAAUCGUUGCAUAGCUCAAUUAAUCCUAAUUAUGAUAUAUUGCGGUCUUGGUGCUUUUGUUUUCCGAUUUACCGAAGGCGCGUUUGAGACUUUUUACAAGUGCGGCGUAAAGAGAGUUAAAAGAGACUUUUUGGACAGUCUAUGGAAUUAUAGUCACAAUCUUAGAGAGGACGAUUGGAAGAGUCUGGCACGAAGAAAGCUAAUGGAGUUUGAGGAACAAUUACAUACCGCUCACGAGGCAGGUGUACACACGUAUAGUGGACAAAGAAGUUGGACCUUCUUGAAUGCUGUCGUAUAUUGUCUUACUGUGAUCACCACUAUCGGAUACGGUCAUAUCUCACCGAGCACUACAACUGGAAGAGCCAUCACCAUUGUUUAUGCUAUAUUUGGUAUUCCGAUGUUUCUUAUUUUAUUGGCAGACUUUGGCAAAUUAUUCACACGCGGUAUCAAGUUCCUUUGGGCAUUCGUAAGAAGGCUCUAUUACACCGGAAGUUGUCGAAAAGUUCGUCGGACCGUGCCUGUACAGGAAGUUAUGAAAGGCGUCCAACUCGUAUACGAUCUCGCGACGUUUAGAAGACCAUCCCAGAUGAACCCGGAAGAUAUAGAAGAGAUUCAAAAACAACAAAAUCAACAAGCUGUAUUAAAUAUAGAUGGCAAUGCACCAGAUACACCGGGAACACCGGCUAUGUCAACGUUCGCAAUAGACGAUGAAUUUAAUCUUCCGAUAUCAGUGGCAAUAUUCAUUCUUCUUGGAUAUAUCUUCAUAGGUGCUACGCUUUAUAACGCGUGGGAGGAAUGGGGUUUCUUCGAGAGUUUCUAUUUUGUUUUCAUUUCUAUGAGCACUAUUGGCUUCGGCGAUUACGUGCCAAAGCAUCCCAUGUAUAUGAUGUGUUCGAUAAUAUACCUGGUAUUCGGUCUGGCUCUAACUUCGAUGUGCAUCAACGUAGUACAGGUGAUGCUGUCGGAUUCGUUCAAACAGGCAAGCCAGAAAAUUGGUGCUACCAUCGGGUUUGAAAUCGCGGAUGACGACGGAUCAGUGAAACCUGCUCCACCACCACCGGUGGAAGUGGCAGACAUUCAUACCUCUAUAAAAGAUUCUGAAAGCGUUGAAAAAAUAGCACCUAAAGCGAAACAAGAGGAUGUAGAUCUAUAAGUUAUGAAAAUACUUUUAGAUAUGGUUAUUCAAAAAACAUUUAAUUGAUCUUACGUUCUUUCGAAAGAGCUUUAAGUGCAAAUUCCAAUUUUGAAAAAUUAUAAUUCUCUGCUUGCUUGAUCAGAUGGACUUUCGGCUUUUAUUAUUACAAUAAAUAUGUAUAUGUAUUGUGUAUGCGCGGGUGUGUGUGCGCGUGUGUGUAUGUACGUGUGUAUGUAUAUGUAUGUAUAUAUAUAUAUAUGCAUGCAUGCGUGAUAACGCGAUAUUUAUAUAUGAAACAGAAAGAUAUAUUCGCUUUCUCGUUUAAAAUAAUGCACUUUUUUAUCGAGUAAAAAGAAGCGAGAAAGAAAGAAAAACAAUUCUGCACAAUGAGAGCGGCCUUAUCGUCGUCGUCGUCGUCAUCGUUCUUUCGCUUAAUUAAUUUAUAAGAAAAAAAUGAUAAGAGGGGUAUGUCUUUUAAAAAAUCCUUCGAACAAUCACGAACAUAUAUGUAGACCGCUUUACGCUGUCACAUUUGUUGGUUCUAAAAUCGAAAAACAAAUCGAUGUAUCAUUGAAAAGAUUGUUAUUGUCUUGUCAGUGAUUUGUGAUGUAUAGAUAGUAUAAUUUUAGGAUAAAUAACAUCGAUCGUCUUAUAUAAUAUAAUAUAUUAUUUUCUCUUGAAUAUGUGAAAAAGCAGACUGAAAAUAUUACAAUUUAUUUUUAGAAUGCUAAUCAUUUAUUUUAUUUUAUUACAUUUAUUUUAAUUUGUUCCACACAUUUUAAUAUCUACUGACAAUAAAUAUAAACGAAUGAAAAUAUAUGUUAGACACUUUUUUUUAUAACUUUUUUUUUAAACACUGAACAAUGGUCUUAAUAUUUUCUUAAUUACGUACAAUUCUUGCUUCUUGUUACUCCAUACAGAUUAAUACAAUAUUCGUUACUAUUUCAUUUAUUAUUUACAUUAUUAUUUAUCAAUUAUUGUGAUUUCAAAAACAGAAAAUGAUAACACAAGUAAUAUCUGCUUUCGUACAUAAUAUUUAAAAACUCAUUUAUCUAAUAUGCGAUAUAAAUUACCAAAGUGUAUACACAGUCAUAUUUGCAAAAGAGAUACUAUUUCUCUAUCGAACCGCGUCCAUUAUUGACAUAACAUAGAUAAAUUGUAACAUAGAUAAAUUAUAUGUAAAUUAUUAUCCAAAUAUUUUAUUAAUAAUAUUGCAUAUUAUAAUUCCAAUGGGCUAAAUGAACAUCGACGCGAUGACUUUAUCUUUAAUAUAUAAUAAUGUUAAAUGCAUUCAUUAUAACCUUAUAUAAAUAUAAAAAAAAAAAUAUAUAUAUAUAUAUAUACAUAUACAUAUAUAUAUAUGUAUGUAUGUAUGUAUGUAUAUAUAUGAUAUGUGUGUAUAUAUAUGUAUAUAUAUAUAUAAUUAGUUCUGACUGAUUAUAUUAUGUAUUUUUUUUAAUGAUAUUUUCGUUUGACGCUUAUAAAAUUUAAUUUUUAGAUUAUUAGUAAUUUAUUGUUUGUUUAUGAUUUUAUUCUUUCUAUUUCUACUUUCUAUAUUUGCAUGCAUUAUCUCAAAGCAUCGAAUUUAAGCUGUAAAGGUUCAAUAAUUUUUGUGCGAAAUUAUACAAAAUAAAUAUAAAUAGAACAACGUAGCCAAUUUUCACUACAAAAAAAAAGAAAAUCGUGCCUUUUUGAAAAUCAACUGUAUUAGCUAUUUACUGUUUAUCUAAUUCCUAUGACACAAGAUCCCAUUUGUAAAAGUUAGUGUGCGAUUUGUAAAAAUGUCGAACAAGUAAAUAUCGAAUGCCUAUUUUUCUCUUUAUAUUUUAAACAAUAAAUAACUAUUAUGUGCGUGUAAAAAAA
Messenger RNA from Vespula vulgaris, 6841 nucleotides. RefSeq lists its product as uncharacterized. Gene Ontology annotation, molecular function: potassium ion leak channel activity. Gene Ontology annotation, biological process: potassium ion transmembrane transport; stabilization of membrane potential. NCBI's taxonomy places the organism in Eukaryota, Metazoa, Arthropoda, Insecta, Hymenoptera, Vespidae. The transcript is spliced from 9 exons. The record is from RefSeq and is a predicted model, not a curated record. Gene Ontology annotation, cellular component: membrane. Bases 1778 to 4996 code for a protein of 1072 amino acids.